Messenger RNA from Leptopilina boulardi, 6137 nucleotides. RefSeq lists its product as uncharacterized. Bases 154 to 6051 code for a protein of 1965 amino acids. The record is from RefSeq and is a predicted model, not a curated record. Lineage: Eukaryota; Metazoa; Arthropoda; Insecta; Hymenoptera; Figitidae. The transcript has 2 exons.
UUCUUUAUAAAUUAUCUUCUAGACACUAUAGUUGAUGUUGUUGUUUUAAAAUGUAUUUUUAUUUUCUAUCUCCCAACGAAAAAUAAAAAUCUUCAUAAAAGCAACCGGAAAACAAUUAAAAAGUAAACAGAACGUAAAGCGAAUCGGAGCACAAUGAACAACAUGUCAGUUUUUGUACAACAUUCAUCCAAUUUUCAAUACCUAUCUGUUUGUCACUAUAUUACAACUUUGGGAAUUAUUUUUUACAACAAAGGUCUAAUUACAUUAAAUCAACGAAAUCAGUCUAUUCCUGUACUAAAUACUUAUUUUAAAUAUCUUAAUAAUUCUAAUAAUGAAACCGAAACAAAGUUUCAGCUUUUACAAAUAAUAUUAAAAGGAACCGAUCUCUACGGUGGUGGCGAAAAUGAAACACUCGAUACAAAAUACGUUGAUGAAACAUAUCAGUACAUCAUCAACAGUGCUCUAUUUUCACACUAUGGUAAUAUUAACGGAUAUUUAGCAAAAAUAAUCAACAAGGCAGAUAAUACAUCCUAUUCCACGCUGAUGAAAACUAUAAAGCAGGAAUUCUUUAACAAUUACACAAUUAAAGAUUACUGUUCAAAAACAAACAAAAGCCCGAAACUUAAUUUUUUGUCAGCUAAAACAAUUUUUUUUGAAUAUAUUCUGCCAAUAUUUCCCGAGCCAGAAAAUAAAGAUAUGAACAUAAUGGAAGUGGAUUAUUUAUACGCAAUGGCUGGUUUGAAAAUUGUCAAAUCCAUACUUGGAGAAACUCUAAACGCUUCGUUUGGUGAUUUAAUUUCAAUUACACGAGAGUUUGAUUUGCAAGAGGCUUACGGUAACGAAACUUAUGAAAUAAUGUUAAAUGUUUUCUCAACACCGGCACUAUUUUUUUACGCCUUUAAGGAAAAAGAAACAUUCAGAGAAAAAUAUCAAAUUUCGUCAAAUAUAGAAUUUUGGAUUGAAGCUUAUAAGAGUUUAUUUUCAUAUAUUAAUACAAGAAUGAAUAAUUUUGUACAUCAAUUUUUUGACAAUAUUCCUCUAUACAAACUUGAGAAGGAAAUGAAAGAAUUAAAAAAUCGAAGAUUAUUGGCAACAACUAUACUAGAGAAAUAUUGUACCUAUUCUCAUUUUAAAAAUCAUUCAUCUGAAUUUGUGACAAACUAUAUGUCAUAUUCUCAUAUUUUUGUAAAACUAUUUCUUCCUUCUGGUUGUUUUUUAGAAAAUCUACCCGAAUUGCAAGUUGUCUAUGAAAAUCAAUUUAAAAAUGUACAAAAGACAUAUAAUGAAAUUGAAAAGAUUAGAAUUAAAAAAUUUAUAAUAGAAAACAAUUUUGAAGAAAAAUUGAAUUCAAAUGUUACUGUGAUGUCAGCAAGAGUACUUUACGAUCCUUUUAGAACAUACAACGGUCCAUUAAUAAAAAAACAGAUAAACAAAGACAUUUACCUAUUAUUUUCAAUACAGAAGGAAAACAAUAUGACAGAAUUUUUUGCAAUUAAAGAGGAAAAUAAUAAUUUAAUUUUACUUACAAACAGUGGUAACGAGCAAAAUUUUUCUAAAGCAGUUACUAAUUUACUCUCUUUUCCAAUAGACAGUGGUGAAUAUUCCACAAUUCUUAAAACAGCUAAUGAAAAUAGCGAAGCAUUUAUUGAAAGGAUUGCCGAAAUGAAGACAACACAAUUUGUAAAUAAGCUAAUGGAAGACUAUAAAAAUGAAACAACAAAAGAGAAGAUUUUUAAUUUUGUUAAAGUACUUGUACCAUUUUACAAUUGUAUUGAAAACAUAAUAGGAAAAAACAUAGAAGAUGCAGUUAUGAGUUGUUCUCUAGAUGUUCUCACCCUGAUCCCUGUAGCGGGUUUUGCUGCAAACUAUGCAACAAAAAUAACCACCAGCUUAGUAACUAGAUUAAGUGAAAAAUAUGUAAUCAGUACAACCCUAUCAAGUGCCACUAAAUUUAAUUCAUUAUUCCAAAUUGCAAAACUAAUUACCAAAACCGUUUCGCAGGAAAUUCUUACCAAGUCUCUGUUAAAAGAUUUAUCUAUUACCUUCCUACGAGUUAUAGAUCCUGGAUUAGAAUUAAUCAGCAGCUUAGGGAAGUUUGGCUACCAAAAAUUGCACAAGAUUUAUAACACUAUGAUUCAAAAAAUUCCAAAGAUCAAUACAAAUCUAAAAUUGUUAUUAUCAACUAUGUUAAAAAAACUUAAUAUGAAUAUGAAACUAUCAACAUUUAAUGGUCUGAUACCAAAGGUUCUGAGAGAAGAGAAUAAUUAUAAACUCGUUCAAUACUAUUAUCCGAACGGUGAAAAUUACUUUGGACCCACAUGCUUAUUAUCAUUUGGAAAUACUGCAGAACUAAGAACGAUUGAAGGCAGUUCACUUCAAGUUCCCGUGUUGCCAGUAAAAGAUAACAUGAACAAAAUUUCCUAUCGUGAAUAUAAUCCAUCAACUAAUGAAAUUUCUAAUAUAAAACUGGAAAUGGGAGAAAAUGAUCUACUACGAUGUAACCUACCUUAUCUUGAAGACACAAAAAUAAUACCCUAUAAAUUUAAUCCGGAAACACAAUUAAAAGGAGGUUUGUCAACUGAUGAUAUUCCUUCAACAUCAAAAAAAUCCUCACAACUUUUUUCUACGGAUACUUUGCCAAAUGUUGAUAUUUCUGGAAUGGACAGAAAAGUGCUUAUUCGGAGACUUAUGCCUUAUUUUAAUCUACAUGAAGAUACGAAAAUAAUAAAUGAUGUUCACAUUUAUCAUAAUACGAUUGAAUGGAAUAAGACACCAAAUCCAGGUACAUCACGAGAAAUUGUGCCAAGUGAUAAUAUUCUCGAUAGUUCGCGACAAUCUGAAGAAUUAAUUUUAAGUAAUCUCCAAUCAAAAAUUACGUAUGGAGAAAAUAAUUAUCGUGAAAUGUUAUUAUCUUUAGAAAAUUUAAAGCCAGAAAAUUAUGCAAAUUUAUACAAAAAGAAAGAAAAAUUAAUAAUAUUACAAAAAAAUUUAGAGAGAAUACGUUUAAAUCAAGACGUAAUGUUGCACAAAAUGCCAACAGAACUUUGGUUUAAACAAACAUUAAACAGACCCCAUAUUGUUAAGUAUUUGGAGCAAAUGAAAGGACAGGAUUUUUAUUUCAAUGAUAUUACCCUAUUGACAGAUAUUCGUCCAAGUGAAAUUAAUAUUGUUAAUAAAAAAUCAUAUUCCUUAACAACAGAAGUUCGUUAUCACAUGACAAUUGAAUCUCAAUAUGGACUUGUUGAUUUGGCAGCAUUUGAUAAAAGUUGGAAAAAUAAAUUUGCCGUUUUUCCAGAACUUGAAUUUACAGUAGUAAAUACGGAAUUCAAAAAUGGAAAGGAUUUUUUACUUUUAGAACUAAAACAAAUGCCAAUAUUGAAAAGAAAUUGGCUGAUAUAUAGAAUGAAGUGUAAUUCAUUAUUUAAGACUCAAGAAAUAUCCACAUAUGCAAGAAAUGUAGAUAUUGAGAAUGCUGCUAAUCUUAUCUCGUUAAAUACUCCUCGGCAUAGAUUAACUGAAAUGGAAGAAAUGUUAAGAGGUUACAUUUUAAGAAUCGAUCCAAUUGAAACUCGUGUUCCUACUUAUGAAAAGAUGGCAAAGGAAAUCAACGCUGGUAUUACACCUCCUGAUAUAUUUAAUGAAUGGAAAAUAAAGAAUCACAUUUUUAUUGACGAUGUGCUAUUUAAAGACACUGCGUAUCAGGUUAAAAAUUUAGAAAUUGCGAAACAAACAAUAAACCAUAUUUUUGAUGGGACUCAUUUAGAGAAUAUUGAAACUGUAUAUGAAAGUUAUAAGUUACUUUCAAUUCGUCAAAGUAUGCGAUUUGAAGAUUAUUAUGUAUUGUAUUCACAUUUGGCUAAUACUUUACCACCAACUUUACAUGCACAAAAAAGUUUUUUGGCAUCACUUUACAGAUUGGCCCUUAGACAGUGUGAUGAUAUUAUCAAAAUUCCAAACACUCUCUAUCACGCUGCUGAAUUAAGUCCUGAAGAUUGGAAAGAACUAGUAUCACUUAAAUACUAUCGUAAUCGUUUUAAAAUAAAUAAUGUUGCUUUUUAUUCCAAUGCUGAAGAUGCUGUAAAAAAUACUCCCAUUACUAAUGUUUUUAAUCCCUUACUAUUAACUAAAUUGGAAAUUAAAAAUCCAUCAGGAAUAGUUUACAUAGAUUCUAAUUAUUUCCAAGUUCCCAAGGAAAUGUAUUAUAUUCCUGAUGUAAUAAAUUUCAAAAAUUUUGGAAAAGUAAAAACAUCAAUUAAUGAUUUUGAUUUUGUCACACUUGUAAUGCAGGAGAUUGAAAUUCCAAAAGAAACACGAAUGGUUAAAUUGGUAAAUAAGUUAAAUGAAUUAUUUUUAUAUGAUAAUUUUUACAUUAAUCUAAAUCCACGAGAAAGUAAAAUUUUUAAAAAUUCAAUUGAAACUGAACAUCCAAUUAUUAGAGAAGGUUUACCAAGUGAUAAUAUUCCGUCAACUUCAAGGGGAAUUGAACAAAUUACUUCGAAAGGAAAUUUGCCAACUGAUGAUUUUGACAAAAAAUUUAAAUCUUAUAAAGAAGACUGGUACAAGAGUUGUACUGAGAUAUUAGUGGAUUUUGAAAAAAAUGGAAUUUCUGGUUUGAAAGAUAAUAAAUUAAGUUUGUAUAAAAUUCGAAGCUUUAUGGAGACAUUAUCAAAAUUGCAGAAUAUUAUAAUUGAUUUUAAACUUCCAAGAGAAUUAUGGUUUACAGAUAAAUCAGUGAGACGUACUUUUGUUACAAAAUUGGAGAAAUUAAAAGGAAAAGGAUUUUAUUUUAAUGAUCUUACAUUUUUAACAGAUGUUCCACCCAUUGAAUCUAAAAAAUUGGCAAAAUUUUCCUUAGAAAAGGAAGUACGUUUUCACAUAAAGAUAAAUUCUCAAUUUGGACUCGUCGAUCUUUCUAAAUUUCAGAAUACAUUAAAAAACCAAUAUAUUGUAUUUCCCGAACUUGAAUUCAUUGUAGAGAAUACUUAUUACAUUAAUGGAAAUUCUAUUUUACAAAUGGAUUUAGUACAAAAACCAAUAGAGAAAGAGAAAUGGAUGAAAAUUAGAGAAGAAAAUUUAAAGUUAAUUAACAGUGUUGAAGUAGGACAAUCAAUAAGAGGUUUAGAUAUUGAAGAUGCUGCAUAUUUUAUAUCGACAAAAACACCUCUACAUAGAUAUACUGAUUCCAAAAAAAUGUUAGAAGAAUACAUUUUAAAAACAAGUUUUAGUCAAAGUUCAAUUCCAUCUUAUGAAUCAUUGGCAAAAGAAAUUUUUGCAGGCGGUUCAAUUCCAAAUAUAUAUAGCAAAUAUAAAAUAAAAAAUAACAUUUUUAUUAAUGAUGUACUAUUUCAAUAUUCUUUAUAUGAAGUUAAAAAUUUAGAAUCUGCUCAGAAAACAAUUGAGAAAAUAUUUGAUGGUCUUUAUAUACAGGAGGUGGAACCUGUAUUUAAAAGUUACAAGAAAAUAAUAGGAUAUCAAAAUAAUAUGCGAUUUGAGGAUUACUUCGUUAUUCAUUCAUAUUUUUCUGGUAAUUUAAAACGAGAUAUAAAUUGGCAAAAAAGAUUUUAUGUUGCAUUAAUGAGAUUGGCCCUAAGACAAUGUAAUAAAGAUAUUAUAAAAACACCAAUUACACUUUAUCAUGCUCUUAAUGUUCCUAAUAGAAAUUACAUUAAAAUUUUAACAAGUGAAAAAGAUACAAUUAUACCAUAUAAUUCAGAUAAUCCAUUUCAUGAGACUCAAGAAGCGGCUAUGAAAUACAUCCCAAAUACCAACAAUAAAAAAAUAUUAUUCAGUCAAGUGGAAUUAAAUAAUAUAGCUGGAAUUGCAUAUAUUGAUCCGCAUUUUAAAUUUCCAACAAAGCUAGAAUAUUAUAUUCCACAAAGUUUAGAAUUGAAAAAAAAUAGAAUAAUUACUAAAACUAUUGAGGGGAAGAAUGUUAAUUUUAUUUUACUUAACGUUGAUAAAUUUACAAACGAAAAGCGUAUGGUUAAAUUAGUAAAUAAUUUAAAUGAUUUAUUUUUAUCGGAUAUUAUGUUUUACGUUAAUGAUAUUUAAAUUAUAUAUAAAAAAAAUAAAAUAUCAAAAUAAUUCUAUGUGUAACAAUUGUUAAAUUUUUCGAUAUAAAUCAUUGGCCAAAUUUA